Molecule: messenger RNA, 868 nt
Organism: Suillus plorans
Lineage: Eukaryota; Fungi; Basidiomycota; Agaricomycetes; Boletales; Suillaceae
Exons: 11
Coding region: 110-769 (219 amino acids)
Source: RefSeq, a predicted model, not a curated record
AUUUGGCGUCGUCCGAAAUCUCUGUCUGCAAUGUUAUUUCUGCUCAAUCGCUAUCCCGCUCUGCUCGUCAAUAUCACCAAUAUAGCUAUGAGUGAUUCGCCGCUUUCUUAUGAGCUGUUUGGGGUAUGCACUAUUCAGAGAAUUAUCUGUCAUUUUCCAAGCAGUGGUUGUUUGCUUUAUAAUGAUCAUUCGCACUUAUGCUCUCUACGGUGGCAGCAAGCGCCUGCUUACUUGGUUGACAGGCAUAAUGAUUAUUAUUGCGAUAGCAGUUUCUGCGGGAAGUUUUGGACAAUUUUCAGGCGAUACGGUCCUUUUGCCUGGAGUUGGCUGCUAUGAAACUUUUACAGCAGCGACAGCCGCCCGUCUUGGGUUGGCAUGGGUGGCAGACAUGAUAUUCCAAUCAUUGAUCUUCAUUCUGGUAGUGUACAGGAUUUUCAAAACUAGACGCUUGCUGCGGUUCUCUCUAGUCGCCAGGAGAGAUGUCAUUGAUAUCAUAUUUCACGAUGGUGCGAUGUAUUUCGGAGCCAUGGUGCUUGUCAACGUACCGAACACCAUGACGUACUACUCUGCUUCAGUUGACAUUAGAGGCAGUCUUUCCACAUUGACUAGCUGCUUGUCCGUUACUCUCGUCUCUCGACUGAUGCUUAACCUCCACAAAUCUAUGGACGCUGGCAUUCUCUCCAUCCCUUCCCAGGACGAAGGUCCCAGCCUCGCUGUCCUCACAACUAGGGUCAACCUACAGUCCGCAAUUUCCUCUCACCAUUGUUAGGCUGGCAUUGGAUUCUAUUUCUGGAUGUGAAGUGGCGGAGAUACUUGGUAGGAGUGAAAAGCUGUUCUUGUAGUCGAAUCUCGCGUAAUCUGUAUGUUC